Molecule: messenger RNA, 9732 nt
Organism: Porites lobata
Lineage: Eukaryota; Metazoa; Cnidaria; Anthozoa; Scleractinia; Poritidae
Source: the annotation of a GenBank genome assembly
CUGCGCAAGAGAACAAAUAAAUUUGACUGAUAAAUUAGUGUUUGUGACGGAAAAACAACCAACACGAACUUGAUAUUCGUUGAAGCUCACUGAAUCAAGCGUUUUAUGUACAAUGACUUCUGAGCUCAGCGAAAUGGUGAAGUCCGAUAUCAAAGACCAAAAUUUAGUUGACGAAUAUUCGAAAGCCAAGAAGCAAAAUGCUCAAACCUGUUUGAGCAGUCCAUUCACCUUCCGUUUAUGGCAAAUUCUCGUCUUUCUCUUUAUCGUGGCGAUCAUUAUCACUGUGGUAGGAAUUGUGGUCGCUAGGUUUGGCCCCAGAAGUGAAUGCCCCAACAGCAAUAAAACCAGCGGUGUUCUCUCAACAACCAAGCAGAAUGGAGGUAACCAAACUUUCUUGCCGUUUAGAUACUUAGUAUUGUAUUCCACAAAGUUUUCUAGGAGUGGAAUUUGUAAACGAUUUUAUACAUUGCUCGUUUUGACGGUGUGAGUGAUCAUCACAGCCAGCCCAACCAGUGUGUGUCAAUAACAUUUACAUUACAGAUCAUCAGUAGCGGGGAAGUCAAAAUGUUGCAAAACAAAGCUUAGUAUACAUACCUUUAACUGAACGUCUUGUUAGUCCUGGCCGGUUUAAUUCGCAUUUUGGCGAGUUUUGCACUCUGAGGUACCUCGUUUCGUAUUUAGUGGAUAAUAGCGGUAAGUAAGCCCGUAAAUAAGGCUUUUGGAUUUACAGUUUAAGGGGUCAUGUGUACGUCGUUUGUCUUUGGUGGAGGUGAAGGCGUAGUUGGAUUGGCCUUGCUUUAAAAACGGACAGGUAAGGCAGCGUGGAUGAUUACAUUUUAAAACGACAGAAACUACAGAUCUUUUUCCCCAGCCAAAAGUUGGAAGUGACAUUCGAGCGAACUACAAAACUGUCAGCUCUGUCUUUCCCGACGAUCCGAAGGUGUCACAAAUUAUAUUUACUUUCUUAUUUUUUAUCUAUCUUACAUAUUUAUCUUAAACAUUUAUUCAUCUUAUUUAUUGAUUCAUUUAUCUAUUAUUUUCCGCCAUCCACCGUCCGCCGUCCGCCGUCCGCCGUCCACCGUCCGCCAUCUUCCGUCCGCGGUCCGUUUCCUUGCAGAGUCCUGCAAAUUGGCGGAUUUUUCUUCAUUGAAGGCUAUUCUUCUAGGAAGUGUCAUUCUUAAAUCAGAAUAUAAAAAAGCUUAUCAAAAGGAGAUUAACAGAACGUGGAAUGCUGUUAUCCGAACGCGCCAACCUUGUGCUUUCGUGAGAGUGGCUUCUGUCGAAGAUGUGGCCAACACUGUUAAGUUUUGCGUACACAACAAGGUAGGGUAAGCAGGGGUUCACUGGUAACGCAUUAACUUGAAAUCCAGCUACGCUCUUAUUACAACAAGAGACAAAAAGGCAGCUGUAUUUAAUUGGCCAAUUAUCCCAUUAUUGUGUUCAUAAUCUACCUUGAUUAGGUCUUUCAAAUUAUUGGAGGUUUGCUCAUUGCAAUAAACUGCAUAAAGGUGGCUCAGGUUCUUCUGAAACAUGCCUCGUGAGUCAUAAUAAAUACGUGACUAGUCUGUUUCUAGAAAGGUGAUCUACACGUGCAGCUGGUAAAUGAUCUGUGACCCUCUAUUGUUCCAUACUAACAAAAUGUGUCAUGAUUCAAUUAUACGUCAACUCUAAAUAAUAUUAUAACUGCAUAAUGGUCUUUUUUAAAAUUGGAUAUAGAUUUUUUUUUUCGAAGGAUAGGCUAAAAAUUUUUAAUUCAUUUCGUGGGCGUUUUUAAUAAAACAAUUAUUCCACUCGGCUUGUUGGAUAUGAAAUGUUCUCGGCGCGCGCCUCGUUGGCUAUCUAUCAUCACAUCCAACGCCCUCGAAGUUAAAUAACGGAUGGGUAAGAAAAUAUGGUAAUUUAUGCUUCCGAGAAAUUUUGGUUCUGAAAAAAUCGUCCGUACGGAGUACGUCCGUACGUACGUCUACCCCCUCAUGUUAGCGGAUGCGAAAUGGCACACUUUAAUACUAUCUGUGUAAAACUUGGUAUUGGACAUUCAUGUUGUGAUCAAUUGACAGCUGUUAAAAAGGUAUCCGCUGACCAGUGUCACAUGACUGCAUCGCGGGCUCAGGUAUACAACUCAUGGAAGUGAUGUAAUUUUUUAAAGUUACCCGCUGACUUUGGGUAGAAUUCAGUACGAGAUUAGUUUGCUCUCUGCUUACGGUCUAAGUAUAAUUAAUUGUGAAAGACAUUUCCUAAAGCAUCCUUCGAGAGAUACGCUUGUGGCCUUGGCUAAAUCUAUAUAUCAUUUUUUAAUUACUUAAACCAAAAAAUUAAAACCAAUAAGCUUCAACCUAUGCAAAUCUAGAAGUUUUUUACUUAACUGAUCUUAAAACAAAGAGAGAAAAAUAUAAAUCAAAUACGAUCACAGUAAUAGUCUUGGAAAAGAAUUAUUGCGGAUACGCGUACAUCACUAACUGGGAAUUGGGCACUAGGAAGCUUAUGUUUGGUGGUCACUCAGGUAAAUUAUUACAUUGUUCUGUAUGCCCAAGCUAUAAAACCUGUACUGUAAGUUAUACUUUUUGUUUCUUCUGCCGAUAAGACCCAGGAAGGUUGAUAACUAUAUUUCAUUUCUCCCUGCUAUUCUGCAAAAUAACUGUUCGAGGGAGCAAAUAUUGCCUAGAAAUUUCCAAAGCUCGAGAAAAGCUAAAAAUUUCUGGAUAACCGUUCCAUUCGUCUAAAAUAUUCGGAGGUUUUCUAAUAGGUUAACUACGAUUUUCGGAGGUUGUGCUUUCACAUAUUAAUAUCAAGAUAUUGCGAUUAUUGUUAAAAAAUAAAAGGUCUCCGAAAACGUUCGGUGUAAAGACAAAACGUCCCGUAUAAUUUUCUAUGAAAGCAAUGUCCUCGAACUUUCGCGCGGUCCGAUGAGUGUAGCUAAGACUUUCGGAUGAAACGAAGAAGUCACCAAAAACACUUCGUGACGACCAAAGUUUUACUAAGACAUCCAAACAGAUAAAUAGUUUUUCGGGCAACUCCAAAUUGACCAAACAGGCCUCUAAAGCAUAGAAAAAACCAUGUGAGACACUUCUGGCGUAUUUGGAAACAUUCGGUCUUUGGGUUCCCCUGUGUUGUCCGCCGUUAGAGCGUGCUUGAAAGUAUCUGCAGACGCAGCUGUCAAUGAAUCCCUUUGCGACACUUUCCCUACCCUACUGAGUUUUUUUGGAAAUAUGAAGUAAACUCCGUCCAUAGUAUUUGGAGGUUAUUUAACAUAAGCCUAGAACUGGGAGUGAUUAAAGGAUUUUCAAAAGGACACCUGUUACAUAAUGUAAACAGGUCUUUUAAGAAAUAUUGGUAUCAGAGGGAAAAAAGUAAUGUAAGCUUGCUGUUUGCUUGAAAACGGUCUCUGAUUCCAAUCAACUAUUUCUCGAGCUCCAUGUUUCCCCAGGUCUAUAGCAUGUGUAUGGACAAAGGCCUCCAAGACCAGGUGCAAGAGGGUAAUGGAAGCACUUAAAGCCAUAUUAUUCGGCAGUAAAGAAUUGUUUUAGUCUGAAUGGCAGUGUUUUUAUGCUUUUUUCAGCUUGAGAUGUGUAUUUCUGCUGCAAGGAACAGUGACUUUGCAUUGGUCGAUGAUGCUGUGGUGAUAGAUUUGUCAUAUCUGAAUACUGUUACUGUGGAUGUUCAAAGUAAAGUAUGUAUGCAGUUUUAUUUUACAUAAUAUUUACAUUGCGUAAUGAAUGCAUAUAAAAAUUAUUACAUAACAAUUUUACUAAAUUAUUUUACAAGGGUUCUGAUAUUUCGCGCGGUCGCGGGGCCGCGAAAUUCACAAAAACACGCAAAAUUCGCUAGAAAUCUUAUCAAAUACAUGUCGAUACAACAUAUUUGAAACGUAUCUCGGCUAUUGGGGCUGUUUAAUUGCCGUAAACUUGCAAAUUUAUCUUGAAACUUCGUCACCGCAAUGAGUAAUCAACGUCUUAAAACUACAAGGCGAGAUUAUGUUGCGAAAAACUGGGCACUAGUCAUGAUGUUAAAAGACGCUCGCCAAUCGGCGCAAAUCCGAUCAAUUUCUAGCAAAAUUUGCCCAGAAAAUUCCCCCGAAAUCAGCCUUAUUUUUACCGAUUGAUUUUCGGCAAAGUUUGCCCCAAAAAUCCCCGUGAAAUUUCCGCGAAAUCGGCCGGUUUUUCCCCGAAUAUGUCUCUGAAAAUCCCGCAAAAUUUGACUUUUUUCCGCAACCUAUCAGAAGCCCUGAUUUUAAUAGCAAAUGAUAUACAGUAAAUUACAUAUAUUGAAAUUAUUAAAAUUGCAUGCAUGUGCAGAAUCAUCUGAAGUCUGACAGUCUGAAAUGUUGACUGUUGAACAAUUUAUUUUAGGAAGUUGUUGUUGGAGCGGGUGCUAAGAUGGCUGAUGUUGAUGAAAAAACAGUUCCUCACUCUCUUGUUACGCCUCUUGGUAGCUACUCCCAGCUGGGUGUGGCAGGACUUACUCUUUUGUGUGGCACUGGGUUCCUGAGCAGGUCAUAUGGGUGUACUGCAGACAAUGCUUUGGAGUUUGGUAAGUAAAAUCUUAUUUAGAUAAUUCACCUGGCUUUCUAGGAUAGUCAGGACAGAAACAUGAUGAUAACAAAAGAUGUCCCCUCACUGCUCUAAUAGACAAAAUAUCCCUAGAAAAUUAGUGUAAGUUUACUGUCACACUCAGAAAACCGUGAACACCUGAAAAAUUUCUGGAAUUUUGACUGUGUAGUUACCGAUCACAGUAAAGUUCAGGACACGCGAGCAAACUUUAUGGUUACUGUUUGUGGUUUGGUAAUCUAACGCCUUAUUGGCUUUUUCCUCGCAACACGAUAACAUUCCAUAAAUAUUUCUGGUCUUCACGCUUUUGUGUGUUUCACUGUAAAACAGGCAUGUUUUACUAUAAAGUUUGGGUACCAACUGAACAUCAGCACCCAGUUAGGUAUGCGUAUUGUUUUUAGGCAGAACUCAAAAUUUUCAUUUAAUGCUGUACUUGAGUCUAUGAACAUAAUAGACCUUUCCUGUGCUUGAAAAUACCAUUAAAAAUAUAAUUGAUGUCAUAAAAAUUAAGACCUGGUGGUUGUUGUUCAGUACAAAAGUCAUUUUUCUUAAUUUACAAAUUCUUAGAGUUGGUUACAGCAUCAGGAGACGUUAUUAAGGCAAGUGAGAAAAACAAUUCAGACCUGUUCUGGGGGAUGAAAGGCUAUGGCUCUAACUUUGGGUAGGUUUUGGGUGAUGUAUGUGUACAAAAUGAAGUGAACUGCACAUUUUUGAUAUCUGUAAGAGCACUGGAACUUUCGCACAGUGGCUUACAAGUACACCUCUCUGCAAUAGCCCUGGAAAAUUGUUCUGGUUGUCGGUCUAUCCAUUUACUAUUUUUGGAGCAUCGCAUAACAGCCUUUUCUAGACAAUAUAGCAACAAAAUCUGUGCACUAUUUCCUUGUUGCAAACCAGAAAAUGCUCUCAGAAUAACUUAUGUGUCAGUCAUCUGUCCUUGCUAAAAAAUGCAAUAAGUUUUUCUUUUGCUUCAGUCUAUGAACAUGAUGGUAGAGAAAACUUAAUAACAGUGGAAUAUUUUAACACUAUCACCACCCAGCCCCAAUUGUUCAGUUGCUAUCCACCAGGUUAAUCUCUGUUCCCUGGAUAGCCUAAUUGCUUUCCCCAAUACUUUGUCUUAUUCACUGAGUAUUAAUUUAUCCAGCUUGGAUAAAGCUAUUUAGUUUUUGAGCUGGGGCUAGAUCUAUAUAGAAGUCCGUAGAGAACUUUCAUUGAUUUCAUUACCCCACUAUACAGUCGAAGCCUAUGACUGUGACCACCUUUGGGUCAUACUGAUUUGGGCCAAAAUAACGCGGCCAUAUUAAAACGGUGGCGUGGAGUCUGGCAGUCCAAGUUCAAGCGUCUUGCCAUUUUGUUGCUUCCGUUUCACAAGAAACCUUGCUCCACUUUGUCACUCUUCACUCAGGUGUAUUAAUGGGUACUCAUGACAUACUGCUGAGAGGUAACCCUGCAAUGGCCCAUUGCAGUGUUACCUUGGGGGGGUAGCAAUACUCUAAAUGCUUCAUGCUAGUACUGAAAUUGGCCAAGUAGGUUUCAUUAACUUGUGUGUACCUGUAUCUUUUAUGUUAAAAGAGUGAUAAGCGGGGUCCCUGCAUACCUCCUAACAGUGACCACCAGCCAGCAUGGCUAUUGUAUAGUCAUUUCGCUCUAAGGAAAUCGUAAACCCCUCCGGACCCAACGUAAAAUAUCGGACUAAACGUUUGUGCCUUUUGUUUCCCAUUAGAGUAGUGACAUCCAUAACAUUUCAGCUUCAUGAUAUUCCUGACCAAGUCAUGGCAGGGGACCUGUAUUACUCCAUUUCUCAAGCUCCAGGGGCAUUCAAAGAUACAAGAGACUUCAUUCGUGAAAAGGACGACAACAGAAUUUCAGUCUACAUGAUGGUGCAUUUUAAGUCUAGUGGGUAAGAACGUAUUCAUGUCAGUUGUUAUCCGUGUACACCCCUUUAUUGUAUACCCCGUGUACACUUCGUCCUUCUUACUUCCGGGCACCCGCUCUCCACCUAAUGAAAACAGAUGCUUUAUUAUCCGGCUGAACCUAAAAGUUAUUAAUUAAUAACAACUGGUGACCAAUUAGAAAUUUUGUAUUUCAGGUGAACAAACCCGGCAACCCUUCCCCUCCCCUGUCAAAAAUCUGAUCUCUGCUCUUAAGAUUAACCAUACUGGAUGCAACUUGGUCGCACUCCUUUUAGCCAAUCUAAAUCCGGAUUUUGCGAUCGAAAAUUCAAUUUUUUGUUCCAUUAAGGACCAAACCAAUCUAAGAUUGCAAUCCGAACGAUCUACCUCUGAGCGUGGAUCGUUCAGAUUGGUAUCUCAAUCUGGUUUCAUAUCUUUGUUCCAUUUAAUGAAACUGCUUUUCGAUCGUAAAAACGUGCUCGUUCAUCAGUAAACACCGCGGGUCAAGGUUAGUUCAGGCAAAAGUUAUUUGUAUUCGCCCGUUGUUCUAUGCCGCUAAAGGAUUCCAGUAUAUUUAACUCAAGUUCCACUGUCACUCUAAAUCCGUUAGGAAGAGAAAACGCUUAGAUUUUCUCACUGUAAAACUAUACGGUCCAAUGUCUGUUUGUGUUUAGAACGCGCUCCUCAGCGCUUGAGGAUUCGUAAUUGUCUUCUGAAUUUUCUUGAAUCAAAUUCCAGAUAAUUUUAAGUUGAUGAGUUCCAGUACGAGCCAGCAUGAACCACCACUAGUUAAAGAGCUAGUUUUCUUUCCGUCUCUCCACGAGAAUUAAGAUGCUUAAAUUUAGCAGAAAGAAGUAAAAUUGAUAAGCAGAGAGAAUUAAUUCUAAUACUUAGUAGUUUCCUCGGCUCAUCAUUCGCGAUCAAGGCGAAAGCAUUGAGCUUGACCUCCUGCUCUACAGACAAGUUCUCUAUUUACUAAGCUAGCCAUUACCUCUUCUCUUACUUUUGCAGACCUCAAGUAAUCUGCCACUUCCUUUUCAUUGGCCCGCCAAGAGAAGGUGGUGAAAUUCUAAUGGAGUUAACAAAUCGGACAAAACCUAUUGAUAACAAAGUGAAGCCCAUGCCUUUUGAUCAGUUCCAGAAGAGUGGUGACUGGAUGGUUCCCAGAGGGCGGUUUUACUAUACACCAAUGGGAGCAUUUGCUAAAGGUAUGACUGAAGGCAAUAUUUUUAUCUGUUUUUUUUUUAUUUAUUGUUUAAUUUUUGGUACGCUAAACUUUAAAAAAUGUGAUUUUUUUAGAGUAUUAUACAAGCUUUAAGUAUAGGUUGUGAUAGCAAUGUAGAGUGUGUUUAAGAAAUUUCUGUUUACUUUUAAGUCUUUUUAAAGUCUUAAAGGACAUCCAAAUGAGGACUUACCUUCCCAAAAAGACAGAAAAUGUGGGGCAUCGAAUUGGCGUUGGAGAUAUCAAGAAACUGCAUCAAAAAUACCCAACGUUUUAAAAAUGUCUUUAUUGCCGAGCAUGGCCUUUGCAUUGAAGACGAAUAAUACAUUUCUUUUGUUUUAUUCCCCCAAGCCUCGUAGCUAAGUAUUAAUUUUAAUAUAUUGAAAUUGGUCUAUCUGUAGGGUGGGCCUAUGAUGGUGCUGGGCUUAAGGCCCUGCGCCCUGUUAAUCGCGCAUGCACCACAAUCAGCGCGAGCCAAUCCAAGUGCUCGCCCCACUUCCCCUCUCCACCUUCCCUCUUCCUAGGAAAGGCCGAUGCUGCCGGCAGCCUGAAAAAUCUCAAGCGUCCUCAGCUGAGAUGCAAACUCCCAACAAAACAAAGUUUACUUAAAUUUUCUGGAUUGUUGUUAGCUGGUUUUCCUUGUUAGCCUGUUUCUAGAAUAGUUAGAAUCCCCCUGCAUUGUUAACAAAGUUUCUGAUUUUCCUAAACAGAACUUAAAGAUGAGUUAAUUGAUAUGAUCUUCGACGAAGUCAACAAAGCCCCCGAAUCACGAAUAAUAACACCUAGCAACAUGUAUAUAUCAAGCCUUGGAGGAAAACUAAAUGAAACGACAGACAAGGACAACCCAUUCGCUUUUAAAGCAGCAGGGUAUGCAGUUAUAUUCUUAUCUGUGAAGUCAUUUCCGUGAAAUACUAAUCACUCGCUUCUUUGCCAUACCCUCUAUAGUUUUCGCGUUCACUUGCGGGACAUUUUCGGAAUUAUUCGGAACACUCUUUGCCGUAAAACUAACGUAUAGGUCGAUCGCGGUCAGAAUACUUCGAGUCAUCUGAGAAUGUUUCGGGUCAACUUCGGAAAUAUUUUAAAAUUAGAGGAAUUCUGCGAUUCCGAGUCAAAGUCUUUGGAAAUCUUCCGAUCUUCUUAGGGAAGGCUUGCAAGUCUUUUUUUUUUUCUUGUCAGGUACUGGAUUGGUCCUGUAGUUGGUACACAGAAUCAAAACUCGUAUGACGUCAUAAAGACAUGGGCCGACAACAUCAAUCAGAAACUGUCCAAAUAUAGAAUCUUCCCACAAGGCCCCGAGGCUGACAAAGUUAUGCAGAGACUGAAAGAGUUGAAAGUAAGGUACGAUCCUGAAAAUGUCUUCCACCAGAACGUGAAUAUUGAUCCUAAAAAGGAAUAGGCUUUUAGUUAGGUAGUUAAACUUGUUUUAAAGGUGGCGAACAAACAGAACAACCUGCAACCAGCUGCAGAAAAAUUCGUCGUCGAUCGUGACAGCUCACGACUCCCCUUCAACUCAGUGUAAACUUUUUCUUUUAAAUUUUAAGGUGAUGUUACAUGGGACGAUUCGCAACGACGAUUUUUAGCGCAACAUAGUGUUGCAACAUUGUUCCGACAUUGUUUCGAAUAGUUACAGCAUUGUUCCAGCAUUGCAACGCUGUGUUGCGCUAAAAAUGAUCGUUGCGAAUCGUGUCGCGUAACAUCACCUUUGAAUCAGAUAUCAUUAGUUACGGCUGACGUUGAGUUUAAUACAACUGGCUCCUGAUAACAUUUAGGAAUUCAAACACGUUUACUCAAGUUGUAAACGUGUUCUUUAAAAUGGUAUUGGUCGGUGUUGUCUGUAACAGGGAGCUUUACGAACGGCGACAGCGACGGCAACCAGAACGUCAAAAAGUAAUAGGUUUAAUAAGCAAAACAACAACUUUGCAGGUGCAUAACGCUUUUUUGUAUAUUUCCUUGCCGUCACUGCCCAUGCACGAAUGCCUCAAAGAAGCACGAAACGCGACAAAGUUUGGAAUAACGCGAAUUAAUCUUUAAACAUGUUAGCGUUUUCGGUGCCGUGGGUGACGUCUAUGGGGGGGGG